This is a messenger RNA of Perognathus longimembris pacificus (Pacific pocket mouse), 810 nucleotides long. RefSeq names its product proline and glutamate rich with coiled coil 1 (gene Percc1). The transcript is spliced from 2 exons. NCBI's taxonomy places the organism in Eukaryota, Metazoa, Chordata, Mammalia, Rodentia, Heteromyidae. The record is from RefSeq and is a predicted model, not a curated record. The coding region runs from base 1 to 810 and encodes 269 amino acids.
AUGGCCACGGGCGUGAUUCGGCCUCUCUGUGACUUCCGGCUGCCGCUGCCAUCCCACCAGCCCUUCCUGUCCUCGGGCCCGGAGCCCCCAGGAACUUCGGAGGAGGAGGAGGAGGAGGAGGAGGAGGAGGAGGAGGAGGAGGGAGACAAGGACCUGGAGGCUGAGGGGCCACAGCUUUGCAGCUUGUCCCUCCCAAGCUCAGGGGUGGCCUCCCAGGGUCCUGGCAUCCCUGAGACCCCACUGCAGCUGCUGCGCUUCUCGGAGCUCAUCAGUGGCGACAUCCAGAGGUACUUUGGCCGCAAGGACCGGGCACAGGACCCAGACACCUGUGACAUCUAUGCCAACAGCCUCCCAGCCUGGCGCUCUGCACGGGAGCUCUACUACGCUGACCUGGAGCGCCUGGCCCAGGCUGGGCCUCCGGAGUACGAGGAGGCCGAAGAGCUGGGAGGCUGCUCACCCAAGAUGCCUGAGGGGCAGGCACCCAGGCUGGGGCUCAGUGGGGAGGGUGCCCUGCCGCUGGGACCCCUGGCUGAGCUCUUUGACUACGGGCUGCUGCAUUUCUCGGGGCCUCACGCAUCUGUCAGCCGCAGACUGAGACUAGAGCGCAAGUAUGGCCACAUUACCCCCAUGAUACAACGGAAGCUGCCGUCCUCCUUCUGGAAGGAGCCGGAGCCCAGCCCCCUGGGCUUGCUCCACCCCGGCACACCAGACUUCAGUGACCUGCUAGCCAGCUGGUCAGUCGAGGCUGAUACGGAGCUGCAUGGUGAGGGCGCCCAGGCUACGGAUGGGGGUCAGCUCCCUGAGGCCUAG